UUCAAAUCAUCAAAAGAUCCCACUCUUCUAAUAUUCUAUGCUCAAAUAUCACAAAUGUCAUCUUAAAUAGUUUGAGGUUAGAUUAGAAUCUAGUUCCUCUUGCGUUUUUUUUUCUAGUUCGCAGAAGAAUUUGCUAGGAAUUAUAAUGGCCCCAACUGUACAGAAACCCAAGGUAAAAAAGGAGCUGCCUGCGGUUCCCGAGUCUGUUUUGAAACAUCGUAAGAGACGUGAUUUGGCAAGAACCAUAAAGGUUCAAAGUGCUAUCAAGAAAAAAGCUGUCCAAGUGAAAAAGCGUAAAGAAAUAUUCAAGAGAGCAGAAGAGUACCUUAAAGAAUAUAAGCAGAAAGAACGUGAAGAAAUAAGGUUGAUACGACAGGCUAAAAACCGUGGCAAUUUUUACGUCCCUGCUGAAGCUAAAUUAGCUUUUGUUAUUAGGAUAAGAGGUAUUAACAAAGUUGCCCCAAAGGUGAGGAAAGUAUUGAAACUGUUCCGUCUCUUACAAAUCAACAAUGGGGUCUUUGUAAAGCUCAACAAAGCCACUAUUAACAUGCUGAGGAUAUGUGAGCCUUACAUCACAUGGGGAUAUCCAAAUCUUAAAUCUGUGAAAGAGCUGAUAUACAAGAGAGGCUAUGCCAAAGUUAAUGGUCAGAGGAUACCCAUAACUAAUAACGAAAUUAUUGAGAACAGACUCAGCAAAUCGAACAUCAUUUGCGUUGAAGAUUUAGUACAUGAAAUUUUCACCGUUGGACCUAAAUUCAAGUUCGCUUCCAACUUUUUGUGGCCCUUCAAGCUGAAUACUCCUACUGGUGGAUGGCGCAAGAAGACAAACCACUAUGUUGAAGGAGGUGACUUUGGAAACAGGGAAGACAGGAUUAAUGAGCUUCUGAGAAGAAUGGUGUAACAUUUAAUUCUGCAGAAUUAUGUUCAUUUUAUGUUUCAGUCAAUAAUGAAAACAUGAGUAAAAA
Coccinella septempunctata (seven-spotted ladybird) is the source of this 965-nucleotide messenger RNA. It is a transcript of the gene RpL7, whose product is annotated as 60S ribosomal protein L7. The record is from RefSeq and is a predicted model, not a curated record. Bases 146 to 901 code for a protein of 251 amino acids. The transcript is spliced from 4 exons. NCBI's taxonomy places the organism in Eukaryota, Metazoa, Arthropoda, Insecta, Coleoptera, Coccinellidae. Gene Ontology annotation, molecular function: structural constituent of ribosome; RNA binding. Gene Ontology annotation, cellular component: cytosolic large ribosomal subunit. Gene Ontology annotation, biological process: maturation of LSU-rRNA from tricistronic rRNA transcript (SSU-rRNA, 5.8S rRNA, LSU-rRNA).